AUGCUCGAGUCGCAUCACGAAUUGGUAGUGAAGGCACUGCAACAGCUGUACACCCACUGCGUAAACAAUGAGUGUUUCCCGGGGGACCCGAUCGAUCUUGUGGAUGGCAAUCCAUGCACCCAUGCAAUUCUGGAUCGACUAGGAUUGAUCAAACAAGCUGAAGAAGCCCGGGAGAAGGUAGAGGAGGAGAGUUCAUCUCAGGCGUUGUGCUGGAAAAGUCUCCCGAAAUCGUCUGGCUCUGCUGUAACGGAUGCGUUGUCCCCAGAGCCUGUUAGUUCCCUUGAAUUAUCUCCUUCAAGUAAGAGCGUUUCUAUAUCUCCACCUGAACUCGAAUGCGCGAAAAGUGAUCCGUCGACACGUGGACAGAAUGUCCCAUGCCCCUUUUAUCAUGGUAGUGCAGCCGUAUGGCCAUUUCAAGCGCCUGACGUGGAAUUCAACCAUUCAUAUUCAUCUACUUUCGGCACGGAAGCUGAACGUAUCAUUAUUGAGCCAAGUGGUAUCCAAACUUAUCUCAGCAUUGAAACCGCAAAUUCAUUCACACCAACAGGAGCCUGUACCAUGGGCAGCACGAUACCAGCGAUAUACAGCCGCAGCAUUCAUGGAUCCUUGGAAAUUGGAAUCGAUGAUAGGAUACUGGCCAAUGUCAUCUGGGAUUGUCCUAAGGGAAUAAUCAAAAUUCUAUCUGGGAUACGUGCGGAACAUCGCGCAGCAAAGCGUGGUAAAACUCCCGAGGCCUUCUGA
This is a messenger RNA of Histoplasma mississippiense, 741 nucleotides long. RefSeq lists its product with no specific name. Bases 1 to 741 code for a protein of 246 amino acids. The record is from RefSeq and is a predicted model, not a curated record. Lineage: Eukaryota; Fungi; Ascomycota; Eurotiomycetes; Onygenales; Ajellomycetaceae. The transcript is spliced from 2 exons.